Messenger RNA from Erigeron canadensis, 1764 nucleotides. Its product is annotated as anthocyanidin 3-O-glucosyltransferase 2-like. Bases 201 to 1622 code for a protein of 473 amino acids. Gene Ontology annotation, molecular function: UDP-glycosyltransferase activity. The transcript has a single exon. Lineage: Eukaryota; Viridiplantae; Streptophyta; Magnoliopsida; Asterales; Asteraceae. The record is from RefSeq and is a predicted model, not a curated record.
UACUUGUAGGUCCUAGUGUCUCUCCAAUUUUAUCUUUUCCUUGUCCUAUGAAUGCCCAUUCCAACUUUUUUCCCCCAUUUUGAUAAUUUACCUGAAAGAGGUGAAUACCAAUCUGAACCAACUCAAACCCAAAAGAGAAGAAUUUUACCCAAAUUUGUUAUAAAAUUGGGCCAAACUCACCCAAAAAACCAUCAAAUGCUAUGGAGAAACAAGAGGUGUUUAUCAUUCCUACUCCACUUAUGGGUCAUGUUGGUCAGCCUGUGGCCUUGGCCAGGAUGUUGGUCAAUCGAUUUCAUCAUAUCACGGUUACUAUACUCGUGAUGAAGCUCCCUGGUGACACAAUUGGCACCGAUUACACCAACUCUCUAGAUUCAUCUCCAACAAUAAACAACGAUCACCACAAUCGGAUCAAUUUCAUCCAUUUUCCUCCUAUGGAUAUUGACUUGUUUGCAGGUUUCCCACCAGUCAGCGCCUUGGCUGAUGAGGUCACCGAACGCCAUAAGCCUAUUAUAAGACAACUUGUGGCAAGUAAGUCCAGUGGACCGCCUCCUAGGCUUGGUGCAUUGAUUGUUGAUAUGUUUUGUACUACAAUGUUAGAUGUUGGGAGUGAGUUUGGUAUUCCUAGUUAUGUGUUUUUCACAUCAAAUGCUGCUUUUCUUGGAAUCAUGUUACAUUUUCAGACCCUCCAUGAUGAACAUGGUCAGGAGAUAUCUGAGUUGGGUCAUUCGAAUACCGAGUUAAUGAUCCCGAGCUAUGGAAGUCCGGUGCCUCCAAGCGUUCUGCCUUUUGUGCCGAUAGACAAGGAAUCAUGGACCAAGAGGCUUCUUCGGCAUUCUAGAAAGUACAGAGAAGCGAAAGGUAUAAUUGUCAAUACAUUUCAAGAGCUAGAACAUCAUGCCCUUCUUUCCUUUGAUGACAAAACACCUCCUGUCUACACAUUAGGCCCAAUGCUAAAACCCGAAAAAAGUACCACAAACAAUGAGGUAUUGCAGUGGCUAGAUGGUCAACCAAAGUCAUCGGUCCUGCUCUUAUGCUUCGGGUCCAGAGGAUGGUUUAAUGAGGAACAAGUGAAAGAAUUAGCAAUUGCUAUAGAGAAGAGUGGAUACAGAUUCAUAUGGUCUUUACGCCGACCUCCUUAUGAGGACGUCAAAGGGUUCCCAGGGGACUAUACUGACUACAACGAAGUCCUGCCAGAUGGGUUCCUAGGCCGUACGGCCAACAGGGGGAAAGUGGUUGGGUGGGUCCCGCAGACGGAACUGCUGGCUCAUGUGUCAGUCGGAGGGUUUGUAUCACACUGUGGGUGGAAUUCCAUACUGGAAAGCCUUUGGUAUGGAGUUCCAAUAGCCACAUGGCCAAUAUAUGCAGAGCAACAAUUAAAUGCACUUCAGUUGGUUAAAGAAUUAGGAUUGGCGGUUGAAAUCUGUUUGGAUUAUCAGAAACUGAACAACAAUCAGCGUUUGGUAUCAGCCUGCGACAUUGAGAAAGGAAUAAGAGAGGUGAUGGAUAGCAAUAGUAAGGUCCGAGCAAAUGUGUCAGAAAUGAAAGCCAAGAGCCGAAUGGCACCAGAAGAAGGCAGAUCAUCGAACGCUAGUCUGAAACGUUUUGUUGAUGAUUUCAUGUAACUAGCUAGCUUGCAUAAGAAAAUCGCUAAUAAACACAAUAUAUAUCAUGUAGUUCUAUAUUGCAUCUACUAAAUCGCUACGGAUAUGAACAACCCAUUAUUUAUAGCAUUAUACUGUAUGAUAUAAAACUUGUUAUGAUUAA